Dissoconium aciculare CBS 342.82 is the source of this 1100-nucleotide messenger RNA. RefSeq lists its product as uncharacterized. Bases 158 to 883 code for a protein of 241 amino acids. Gene Ontology annotation, cellular component: preribosome, large subunit precursor; nucleolus. Lineage: Eukaryota; Fungi; Ascomycota; Dothideomycetes; Mycosphaerellales; Dissoconiaceae. Gene Ontology annotation, biological process: rRNA processing; ribosomal large subunit assembly; nuclear-transcribed mRNA catabolic process. Gene Ontology annotation, molecular function: RNA binding. The transcript has a single exon. The record is from RefSeq and is a predicted model, not a curated record.
CAGAAAUUUGAGCGGGUCUCUUCAAGUUGUGAAGCAGAACAAGAAAAAAAGACCCUUCAACAGCACUCGCCCUACCCUUCACGGAUCAAAUACCUCUCAAACCUUCUCCCCAGACGAGCAGUGCGAUCGACAAUAAGAUCCAUAAAACACCGCCGUCAUGCCCAAAUCCAAGCGCGCCCGCAUCGUGCACACUUCGCAAGUCCAGAAAAAGCCCGGCAAGGAGCGCACCACCGCGCUCUUCGAAGCCGUCCAGGAGGCGACGGACAACUAUGCGCACGCCUUCGUCUUCGGCGUGGAGAACAUGCGCAACACCUACUUGAAGGACGUCCGCCAGCAAUUCAGCGACAGCCGGAUUUUUUACGGCAAGACUAAGGUCAUGGCCAAGGCGCUGGGCGUGGACAAUCAGUCGGAACAUGCGCCAGGCCUGGCGAAGUUGACGCGGUAUCUCAAGGGCAAUGUCGGCUUGCUGUAUACCAAUCGCGAGCCGCAGGAGGUUCUGGACUUCUUCCAGGAGUUUGUGGAGAUUGAUUUCGCGCGAGCCGGGGUCACAGCUUCAAGAACGUUUAUCGUGCCGGAAGGCGUUGUGCACAGUCGCGGUGGAGAGGAGAAGGCGGAGGAUGAUGUGCCGUUGCCACACUCAUUGGAGGUCACAGUCAGGAAAUGGGGUAUGCCGACUCGGCUAGACAAGGGCAAGGUCACGCUCGAUCAACCGUACACUGUCUGUGAAGAAGGCAGAGAACUCAACAGCAACCAGACGGCACUCCUCAAACUGUUUGGAGUGGCACUUGCCGAGUUCAAAGUCGAGGUCAAGGCGUAUUGGAGCGCGGCGACCAAGGAGGUUACGGAGGUAGACGGUUCUGCAGACACAAUGGCAGAAGGAUGAAGAUUGGCAUGACUUUUGAGAAUUUGUUUUGUUUUGUGCUUCCCACGACUUUGAUGCGCUAUGUACUAUGUACUCUAGCAAGGCGUUGGCGGCGUUGUUGCAGAUAUUUCGGCCUAAUGAAAAUGGCCUUCCUGAUUGAAACGAUAAACCAUGCACCGUGAAACAGACGCCAGUACCACCAUUCGCAGUCCCAUCAUCAUCAAUUCCAUUCACAAUG